This is a messenger RNA of Alternaria alternata, 653 nucleotides long. RefSeq lists its product as hypothetical. The record is from RefSeq and is a predicted model, not a curated record. The coding region runs from base 125 to 541 and encodes 138 amino acids. The transcript has 3 exons. NCBI's taxonomy places the organism in Eukaryota, Fungi, Ascomycota, Dothideomycetes, Pleosporales, Pleosporaceae.
CUUGACCUGCCCCAUCCAUCAGAGUCAUUGCCAGGAGUCGCCAAUUAUCUCCGACAGCCCAUCCUAGCUGUCAUAGGUUGGAUAGCGUGCAAUUCCAAGGAGCCAUGUCCAUGUCCGCUGGCUGAUGCCGCCGUUGCUACUAUUACCUCCACUCCCUAUUAUCGUCCCAGGGCCUACCUACCCUGACAUCCUUGUUGCUUCGCAAUUCGCCGACGCAUCGAUAUUAACCCCCAAUUAUACAUACUUGUACCCGUUCCCUGGACCACUCUCUGGUACCUCCUGUCGGCGACCUACAUUCUCCAUAUUGUUGUUUGCAUCUGCAGCGCCAUUCACCCACUGCUGCUGCAACCCAUCACGACGGCCCACGCAUAAUUCUCGUCCUGUAAGCGAGAUCAAGACUGGAGUCGGGAUAGAACUAUCUGCAUCGUCAACGCACCUGCCCCGCCUUUCGUCCCGCCCAUUUCCAACCUCAACAUCUGGAACGACACCGUUCGCAUCGCCACAUUUCGCUCUCUUCAGCACUCACUCAUUGCAACAUUGACACUGCCGCUUGUCCCCAAACUGGUAUUCCGAGUUCUUGGUCCCGUGUUACAUCCGCGCAUCUUCACUACCAUCCAUAUAACGAAUCUCGACUGCUGUGCGAUCGAAGAUCG